This is a messenger RNA of Pogoniulus pusillus (Red-fronted tinkerbird), 8012 nucleotides long. It is a transcript of the gene EPS15L1, whose product is annotated as epidermal growth factor receptor pathway substrate 15 like 1. Lineage: Eukaryota; Metazoa; Chordata; Aves; Piciformes; Lybiidae. The record is from RefSeq and is a predicted model, not a curated record. The transcript is spliced from 25 exons. Gene Ontology annotation, cellular component: cytoplasm; clathrin coat of coated pit; plasma membrane. Bases 32 to 2836 code for a protein of 934 amino acids. Gene Ontology annotation, molecular function: calcium ion binding; cadherin binding. Gene Ontology annotation, biological process: endocytosis; endosomal transport.
CCCGGCCGCUGCCCGAAGCAGUGGGAGGAAGAUGGCGGCGCUCAUCCCCCUCAGCCAGCAGUUUUCUAGUGGGAAUCCAGUAUAUGAAACUUACUACAAACAGGUAGAUCCAACAUACACAGGGAGAGUUGGGGCAAGUGAAGCUGCACUGUUCCUUAAAAAAUCCGGUCUAUCUGAUAUCAUCCUUGGAAAAAUAUGGGAUUUGGCUGACCCGGAGGGUAAAGGAUACUUGGAUAAGCAGGGUUUCUAUGUUGCGUUGCGCCUUGUGGCCUGCGCACAGAAUGGCCACGAUGUUAACCUGAGCAGCCUGAACUUGACUGUGCCACCUCCUAAAUUUCAUGACACUAGCAGUCCUUUGCUGAUCACACCACCUUCAACAGAGACUCACUGGGCUGUUAGGGUGGAAGAAAAAGCAAAAUUUGAUGGUAUUUUUGAAAGCCUUUUGCCAGUAAAUGGUUUACUUUCAGGAGACAAAGUAAAACCAGUACUGAUGAAUUCAAAGCUACCUCUUGAUAUCCUAGGAAGGGUCUGGGAUCUCAGUGAUAUUGAUAAAGAUGGUCACUUGGACAAGGAUGAAUUUGCUGUGGCAAUGCAUUUGGUAUAUAGAGCUCUUGAGAAAGAGCCAGUUCCUUCACUGUUACCCCCUUCUCUCAUACCACCUUCUAAAAGAAAGAAGAUGCCUGUCUUUCCUGGUGCAGUUCCUGUUCUCCCUGCAAGUCCUCCACCAAAAGACAGCCUCCGUUCUACCCCAUCUCAUGGUAGUGUCAACAGUCUGAACAGCACGGGGAGUUUAUCUCCCAAGCACAGCAUCAAGCAAGCACAGCCCUCUGUGACCUGGGUGGUCCCAGUGUCAGAGAAAGUGCGCUACGAUGAGAUUUUCCUGAAAACAGACACAGACAUGGAUGGGUUUGUGAGCGGCCAAGAAGUGAAGGACAUUUUUAUGCAUUCAGGUCUGUCUCAGAAUCUCCUGGCACAUAUAUGGGCUUUGGCAGACACAAGACAGAUGGGAAAGCUGAGCAAAGAUCAGUUUGCACUAGCAAUGUAUCUCAUUCAGCAGAAGGUCAGUAAAGGGAUUGAUCCUCCACAAGUGUUGUCUCCAGACAUGAUCCCUCCUACAGAGAGAAACACUCCAAUACAGACUCUGUCAGGUUACUUGACCCCUGUAGCAAGUGAGAUCUCAGCACUAACAGAAAUGCGUCGUGAUAGUUCAAGUUCUGUUGGAUCAGGAGAGUUUACAGGGGUGAAAGAACUGGAUGACAUUAGCCAAGAAAUUGCACAGCUGCAGAGGGAAAAAUAUUCACUGGAGCAGGACAUCAGGGAAAAGGAAGAAUCAAUCAGGCAGAAAACCAAUGAAGUUCAGGAGCUGCAAAAUGAUUUAGAUAGGGAGACAAGUAACUUGCAAGAGCUAGAGGCUCAGAAACAAGAUGCCCAAGACCGCUUGGAUGAAAUGGACCAGCAGAAAGCCAAACUGAAAGAUAUGCUGAAUGAUGUGAGGCAGAAAUGCCAGGAAGAAACCCAGGUGGUGAGUAUUUCAUCACUAAAAAUGCAGAUUCAAUCUCAGGAAUCCGAUUUAAAAUUACAGGAAGAUGACCUUAACAGAGCAAAAGCAGAGCUGAAUCGCCUCCAGCAAGAAGAGACUCAGCUAGAGCAGAGUAUCCAGGCUGGAAAAGUGCAGCUUGAAACAAUAAUCAAAUCUUUAAAGUCAACACAGGAAGAAAUAAAUCAGGCAAGAAGUAAACUUUCUCAGCUUCAAGAGAGUCAUCAAGAAGUCAAUAAGAGUAUAGAAGAAUAUAAUGAAGCUCUCAAUGGGAUUCAUGGUGGUAGUCUGACAAACUUAGCAGACAUAAGUGAAGGCCUUGGGCAGACAGAAAGAAGCAAUUAUGGAACCAUGGAUGAUCCUUUUAAGAAUAAAACCUUGAUGUUUACCAAUAAUACACAAGAAUUGCACACAGACCCAUUCCAGUCAGAAGAUCCUUUCAAAUCUGACCCGUUUAAGGGAGCAGACCCUUUCAAAGGCAGUGAUCCAUUCCAGCAUGAUCCUUUUGCAGAACAACCACCUGCUCCAGCAGACCCAUUUGGAGGUGAUCCAUUUAAGGAAAGUGACCCAUUUCAUACUUCUGCCCCUGAGGAUUUCUUCAAGAAACCAGGGAAGAGUGACCCCUUCACCUCAGAUCCAUUCACAAAACCCCCUGCCUUACCCUCCAAGCCUGACCCUUUUGAAAGCAGUGAUCCUUUUACGUCUUCCAGUGUCUCUUCAAAAGGUCCAGAUCCAUUUGGAACACUGGAUCCCUUUGGGAGUGGUGCUUUCAGUAGUGGUGAGGGAUUUGCAGACUUCAGUCAGAUGUCAAAGUCAGUAGCUUCAGACCCCUUUGCCUCCUCAUUUGGAGGGAUGGGAUUCUCAGAUGACCCUUUCAAAAGCAAAUCAGACAUGCCAGCGUUGCCACCGAAGAAAAACGUCCCUCCACGACCCAAGCCACCCAGUGGUAAAAGUACUCCUGUAAGCCACCUUGGGUCUUCAGAUUUUCCCAAGCCCCAUGAUCCAUUCCAGCCAUUUGGGGCUGACAGCAGUGACCCCUUUCAAAGUAAAAAGGGGUUUGGGGACCCAUUUAGUGGAAAAGAUCCAUUUGCUCCUUCCUCUUCAAGUAAAACUUCUAAAGACUCUUCCUUGGGGUUUGCAGACUUCAGCUCUUUUGGCAAUGAAGAGCAGCAGCUGGCGUGGGCCAAGCGCGAGAGUGAGAAAGCAGAGCAAGAGAGGCUAGCUCGGUUGCGGAGACAAGAGCAAGAAGAUCUCGAGUUGGCUAUUGCACUCAGUAAGGCUGACAUGCCAAACUCUUAAAGCUAGAGCUUCUUUGGCUCCACCCUGCCCAAGUGGAACCUUGAAACGUGGCUUUUAUAAAAAUAACUCAAUUCUUGGUUUAUGUUGUGAAAAUAAUCUUAGUCACCUUCAACUCUAAGCAAGUCUUGGCUGGUUGCGUCAAACCGGGCGCUGUGUGGCUUUCCAAGUGCAUAGUAUGCAGGAAGCACUCUGUAAGCUCUAUUAUAUGUUCUGGAUGCAAUUUACUGCUUGAGAGAAAUUUAACAUGUGAUCCUAAGAUGCUGAAGGCAACCGUCUCUAUCUGGAAGACAAUGCUGCAUCGAGGAGAGUGCAGCUUGUGCCCCUGGCUCUUUAUUACCUGGGGAUUUUUGAGGCUGUGGUAGGAGUUUCAAUGAAAAUGCCAUACAAAGAGAAUGUUCCUAGAAUUAGCCAUUGCAUUCAUUUAAUAGUUCAAGGUAGGCUAAACAGUAUAUCAUCUGCAUCAAAGUCUUCAGCAUAAAUUAAUGACUAGGUGGUUCCUUCUCACCCAGGAGGUGCGUGGCUUUUGCAAAGUAACCUGGUGAUCAAUGCAGGUGUAGUGAAGAGCACAGAGCCAGCAGCAAACGCAAGUCUCUGCCAAUGACAAGUUCUUGUUGCCACUCCGGUUUGCAUUUAGCUUUAAUAGUUCUGAUGAUGUGCAAGAGAGGAUUCAUUCAGUUGUGGUAACUUGGCCAAAUCGUUUGGCAGUUAACUCCUUAGGUAAAAUCUUACCUGUCUGAUUGCAGUGAGCCAAGUUUGAGUGCUGCUGUCCUGUAAGAUCAAGCAGUGGGAAACUUCCUAAGCUUGAGCAGCGUUCGUCCUUACAGCUCCUUUUACCCUCUUUUACUCCAGCCACCAGAACACAGACCAUGUUCUUUGUGUUACCCUGCAGACUGCAUGUGACAGUCCCUACCUCUGUUUUCCUUAAUCCCACUUGUCCUGGAGUAUGUGCUUACAAAUUGAACAUAAUUUAGCUGAAGUAAAGCCAAGUCGAAGCAGAUUUCAUUUGCCAAAUACAUGUUCAUGUGUGAGUUAUAAAAGUCCUGGUAGGUUGCAGUGGCUUUAAAGUAUGGCUUGAGGUAGUGAGUCCAAGCAGGAGCAGAUUUUAUAUACACCUGUAGAACUCAAUGCUUCCACCUGGUAAGGGUAACACAGAGUGUUUUUCCUGCCAUAUAUACAACAAGUCCAUAUGAUGAGUCUGAAUUUCCUUGCCUACUAAAAAUGCCUUUUCUGACGACAGGAGCCCUAAAACUUCUAUGUCUAAAUAGAACAGACAUCCAUCACAAAAGUUUUUAAGUGUUCUUAAUAUGUCUGCUUUCCUGUCCUUGUCCUGGAGGAGCACAAAAGUGAAGUCUCUGUUUUCACUGCUGCAGCCCUGAUCUUACAACAGUUUCAUUUCUUUUCUUUUUGGGUUUUUUUUUUUGGUAAUGUGAUAUUUCUUCAUCAUCCUUCAUGCAUUUGUAUUUCUUAUGUCCUUGCUUUCCUUCCCCUUUUGUAAUCCAAUGAUAGUGCCUGUUCACUGAAUGAAAAUGGUUUCUCUCCUCUGUUGUGAUUGCCUUACUCUGGAUGCUUUCCUUACAGAGGGCUAAGAAUCAGAUUGGGUCAGUUUAAUCUUCUCGGUAGUUUUCAGCUCUGCAAAGCAGCUAAGAUGUGGAAUUUGUUGCCUCAGGCUGUUGUGAGUAGGUGUAUGGGUAAGCACAUAUCUGUGUCUCUGCAUACACCCCCAACCCUCCCCCCCGCAUCCAUUUACUGCAAUAAGGACAGGACAGGAGUGAAACCCCAGCUCUCAAAAUGCAGUUUUACAGCCACAAUUGCCUGUGUGCUCUCUGGGGACAAAUAACCUGGAUCCUUCAUUCCCUGCAGAAGAUGCGUUCUGCUAUCACAGCCAGUCACAGAUAAUCUUUAAUACCAUCUUUUAAUGACCCCUUUAGAAUGCAGUAGGAAAUAGUUCUGAUUUUACAGAGCCUGAUUUGAAAUCCCUUCCCACUGUGGUGAUUUCUUCUCUAAAAUACAGCCCAUUAGAUGAUCAAACCUACCAAAACAUCAACAGGUUCUCUUUUCUUCUGGUGUACAGGACUCAAAGUCUGUGAGAGCAGAGUUGGGUCUGUCCCUAGCUCAUGUGAGGUAAUGCUUCUGUGAGAGAACAGUUUUCCACAUGGACUGGCUGCAGGGUUCCCAGUGAAGUGAAACACAUUCUACCCAGGUCUCACCUUCACUGGUUUGGUUUCUCUUGGGCCAGAGUCUUUGUGGCAUCUCUUGUACUACUAUGAGCACCCUUCUGUGUGCAGGGCCACUUUAGAAAGGAAAACCACUGCUGGACUACUCCUUGGAUGAGGUCACUCCAGUGGGACAGGGUGGGUGAGCUAAAUAUCCUGACUCAUUUUCUGAGUUAUGUACCAUAACAGGACUCUCUGCUGCUUUGUCAGUGCCCUGCAAUACUGUCAUUGAUCAUGUGUGUAAGGAAGGAGUUGGUGUUUGACAGCAGGAAGCCAGGAAUGUGAAUUGAUGGAGUAUCCAUGCAGCGUUAGAACUAGCUGCUCAUCUUCCUCUUCCCUUACUGACUCAUUCUAUGUGUUUGCUUGGAGAGUAACAGGAGAUCAAGCAAACCAAGAUGUUUUCUAUGCACAGUCUAUUAAAUUUAGUAACCUUCUGUUUACUGAAACACUUGAGUCAAAAUGUUAGGCACUGCAGUAGGAGAACACUUAGCUGUGAUUUCUCCCCAUCCAUUAAGGGCAGUUUUCCCUUAUCCACCUCCUCUUCUAACUCCAUGUUUUGUACCAUACCUGCUCGUGUUCUUCUAAGGCAAACCUUCCAUCCCAAGCUACCAAUCUCCUUCUUCCUCCAAAACAGUGAAAUUUAAAGCACAAAUAGGCAGAGAAAAUGUGUGCAGUGCAAGGCCUGUAAAGUGGGAGUACAGACCAUGCAGGAGGUGUGUACCUUAGGAGAUCUUUGUGGUCUGUGUCUGUAUCUAUUGUCUGAUAUAAUAAUGGUGUGUGUACAUACUCUACAUGUCAAGAUGCACUCCUAGUCUAGAGUAACUUGUGCUGUACAUAAGAUGUAUAUAUGCAGUCAAUAUGUAGAAUAUGCAGAUCUAUUCUGUGUGUUCAAGCUCCUGUGAAUGUGUUCUCCAAGCAGAGGGGACUACAGCGCUGGGUUUUUACCCAGAAGCUGAUCAGGUUGUGGCUCUUGGAAUUUCAAAGUUCUGGUGAAAGAAAACAAAGGCCAAAUUGCUACUUCUGAUACAUUUGUGCCCAAAUUGCUGUCGUUGGCAUGAAAAUCUGUGUUCACUGACUGCCAGAGGGAAACCUGGGAGAAAGUAGGUGUCGUCUGUGCCCGCUGGGAUGGCACAUUCUUCUGGGCUUUUUGAAGUGGGCUCCAUUUCUCCUUUCUUGUGGGUGAUGGUCAUGCAGUAUCAUCUUGGCUUUGUUUUCCCUAGGCUGAGGCAAUGAUUUUUCUCCUACAGUUGCUUCUAGUUUCACUACCUUUCCCCCUCCCCACCCUGCCUUAAAAUCCUUCUAAAGAAGCUUUUCCCACACACCCCUUCCCCUCCAUCCAGUCACACACUAAGGUGGAAAGCAUUUUCUCUGGCUCCAUUCCAUUUCUCUAGGCUGCACAUAGCUGCCAUCUGGAUUUCAGCUCUGUUUUCCCUCCGUUUCCACCUAAGCUUUUGCUUCAGGAGGCAGGACUGCCUAUCACACGCUUAGCUUUGAGGGAAGGAUGGAGGUGAUUCUGCUUUCUGCUGGGAAUUGUCGGACUCGGCGGUGCAGUGAGCGACCGCAAAGAGCCGAGGAGCCUUUCCUAGCGGCUGGUGUGUGCUUUGUGCAGGGCUGCAGCGCCGCUGGAGUGACUCACAGCAAGGGCUGAGUUGCACACAGCAGUUAAAAGAGGACAAUUAUUCACGUGGAACCUGCUCAGGCAGCCUGCACGUAGCACACAGGUACGGAGUUGCCCACGUUGUGCUCUACAGACCAGAAUGUCCACAUUUGCCUCCAGCGGUUUGCUUAGCUCCUCUUCAGACAGCCUGGUUGUAGCACACAGCAGUCGUUCUGCAGCCAGAACAGAUGCUCAUAAAAGUAGGACGUCUGCAGCAGCAAUGCUGUAUGAAAUGUUUUUACGUUGGCCAACCUCUCCUCGUGAAAUCUCUGCCCUUGGAGGAGCUUCAUCACUCCUUGCUGGCUUUUGUUUCCUGUAAUGUGCUCUCCAAGUGUAGGAAAUUCCAAGCUGUGUCUGACCAUAACUUCCCUCCCCCCAGCCCUAAUUCCCACCUGUGACAUUUCGUAGACAUUGUUUUGUCAUCCUAUGCUCAAUGAUAAUGCACUUUUCUUGGAUUCUUCUUAUAAUCCUUUUGGGGUUACUAUUUCUUCUUUAGUGUUUCUCCAUUGAGAAGAGUAUUUAUGCUGUAGAACUAAGGCCUAAGGAAUUUUGGUCCGAGUAGAAUUGUUGCUUUUCCCUCGCCUGAGAGUUUUGUUUCUCCUUUCUUCUGUGUUUUAUUCCUCCCUCUCAGAAAUUGAAUUUCUGCUUAAUCCUCAUUUAGAGUUGGAAACUCUGUUCAAGUGAAUUGAUGAUCUGGUCCAAAUACCUCCUCCCUACACCAGUGGAACAGCUCAGUUUUUGCCUCUCUGUAGCCCCCACCACAGACACCUGUAGGCUCUGUAGCCUCCCCCACAGACACCUUCCCUUAGAAGGGAAUUUUGCUCCCAGUGUGGCAGAACUGUGGAAGAUUUGUUCUCUGAGUGAAUCCCUUAGCUCUUGCUCAUGGGUGCACCUCUUCUAUCAGCUGACAGACUGCUCUGUUUAACUUGAAAGUGUCCUAAAUAAAGGCUAAUUUGUUAUAAAAUCCAGUUUUCAUCUUUCCAGCUUCUGCCUGCCCCUUUCAGUUUAACUCCUGCAAAGGAAACUCUUAGUGACUCUGGCUCCUUCUGCCAUUACAAUUACAGAGAGCUCUUCUGGUGUCUCUUCUAACACAGCAUCCUUUGCUCUGACCUGCAAGAGGUGGAAACUGCAAUGUUGACCUAAAUUUGACUAAUAUCUCCAAAUCUGUACAUGAUUGUAGUUAUAUUUAUCUUUCAAAUAUCGUAACAAAUUGGAAAGUAUUUUAACCCAUCUCGUGUGUUUAUUGUUUAAUAUAAUAAGAUAAAUGUUAUUGUUUAAUAUAAUAAAUGAAAAGUUACUUUUUGGA